AUGACCCCCCGCGGUGAAAAUUCGUCACCAACCGCCAUCCCGAACGAUCCGGAGAGCAUCGCCUACAUCCUGGACCUGAUCAAGAAGCUGCUGCAAGGCAGAGUGAUUACAGCAUACUACAACGUCGCCAUUGUCGUCCUGCUUUUGGGAUUUACGGUUGCUCACUGGCGUCAAACACGCCUGGAUCGGAAGAAAUGGAGACAACGGCUUCAGCAGACCAGAGUGGCGUCGCCCACAGCCUCUGGUUCCACCAUACGUCCUUCAAGUCCGGCCAACGAUGCCAAUGACGAAAACACCUCUUCGGGAAGCAGUACUAUCGAAGGCUCAGCCACGCCGCCUGUGCUACCCAAGCCUGAUUAUGACCAUGUCGACAUUGAGCGCCUACCCCUACUUCGCUCAAGAGUGAACCGAUCGGGUGGAAACAGGUCCCGGAGUUCAGGACUGAGGACUAUUUGGAACCGAAUCCGGGCAUGGCUCGCCUAUCAACCCGGUCCAAUCCCCAUCAUCAACCGGGCUCUUCCAGCCAACGGAGUCUCUCUGUUUGUGUUGUUCUGGUUCGGCAUCAACGUCUUCUUCCACUUUUAUCGAUGCCCCGUCUCGGGCCCUUACUUCUUUGUGACUGCCGACCGAGCCGGUUUCGUCUUCAUUGUCAACCUGCCUCUUUUAUAUCUCCUCUCGGCAAAGAAUCAACCCCUCCGUUUGCUGACUGGUCGCUCGUAUGAGGCCCUCAACAUCUUUCACCGCCGCGUCGGCGAACUGAUGUGCUUUGAGGCCCUGUUUCACAUGGUUGGCAUGUUGCUUUUCCAGUUUGUCCUGGCGCCCGAGUGGUUGAACCCCGUCACCGUGUGGCAGUAUUUUUCGCACCCCCUGAUCUAUCUGGGACUGGGAGCCUUUAUACCGUAUCAACUCUUGUACCUGACGUCCCUGGGCACGUUCAGGCAAAAGUGCUACGAGCUCUUCCUCGUCAGCCAUGUUCUGCUGCAGGUUGCCGGGCUGGUGUUUCUCUAUUUGCACUUUCCGACCGCGCGGCCCUAUGUGUUGAUUGCUGGAGGCAUAUUUGUACUCGACCGGCUGGUCUGGAGAUUCCGUCUCAGGUCAACCAUAGUCGACGCAGAUGUUGCGGUUCUCGAAGAUGGCGAGACCAUGAUGCUUUCAGCCGACUGGACCAUACCCUCGACGCCAGCUGUCAGAUUUCUUGGUCCUUAUCUCCCCAAGUGCAUCACUGCAGGCUGGCUCCCGACCGAUCACGUCUUCCUUACGGUGCCAUCCCUGGGCCGGUCGCACACCUUGCAGGCGCACCCAUUCACCAUCGCGUCGGCAGCGCCAGGUCACGAGCCGGGGAAGCACGCGUGGCUGAACCUCCUCAUCCGCACGCACGCCGGCUUCACCAGGGAUUUACUUGAGCACGUCCAGGAACGUCGGGGAUCAUCCCUUGCCCCACACUCUUCUGCCCCGGUUCGCAUCUCUGCCCGCCUCGACGGCCCAUACGGCUCAUCACACGCCCUCGACAUGCUCCGCGCCUGCGACACGGCCGUCCUGGUGGCUGGCGGAUCGGGCAUUGCUGUCGUGUACCCGCUGGCCGCCGCGCUGCUCUCCGAAGCGCCCACCAAACAACGUGUUCGCCUCUUGUGGGUGACGCGUUCUCGGUCCCACGCCGAUUGGAUUCCCGCCGAGCGACUGGCCGAGCUCGUCGAUGCCGGGCUGGAGCUGGUGAUCCCGGAACCUACUGAAGACGCCGGCCGGCCGGACACGGUGGGGAUCGUGAGGGCGUGGAUCGAUAACAACGAUGGCGAGGAUGGCAUGGCUGGAGUGGUUGUUUCGGGACCGGAUAGCAUGAACCGCGAGGUCAGGAAUGCUUGCGCUGCUGCGAUUGGGCGUGGAGCCAACGUGAGGGUUGCGGUGGAGAAGUUUGGGUGGUGA
Molecule: messenger RNA, 1920 nt
Organism: Pyricularia oryzae 70-15
Lineage: Eukaryota; Fungi; Ascomycota; Sordariomycetes; Magnaporthales; Pyriculariaceae
Exons: 1
Coding region: 1-1920 (639 amino acids)
Biological process (GO): iron ion transport; copper ion import; intracellular iron ion homeostasis
Cellular component (GO): plasma membrane
Molecular function (GO): ferric-chelate reductase activity
Source: RefSeq, a predicted model, not a curated record